UCCCCUGGUCUGUGAGCUGCUCUUGCUGCUCACUGGGGAGAGGUGUGUGGAGGCUGUUGAGCUGUCUUUUACUAUAUCUUUUUCCAUUCUGUCUCUCUUGAGGAUGCACUAUGCCCCCCAAGAGAAGGCAGAAACUGCAGCAAGAGCAGAAGGGGCAGCCAGCUGUGGCUGCACCCCUGGAGGGAGCUGCUGAGGGGGCUGUAGCCAGCAGAGAAGAGGUGCUGCUGCAGCAGGAGUACAGCCGCCUUUGCAAGGAGCUGGAGGACAUGAAGGGGGCACGUGUUCAGCUUCAGGAGGAGAACGAGUUCCUGCAGCAAGAGACCCAGCGCCUCCGUGCUGAGAGCCAGGAAUUCAUGUGCUAUGUGGCCAAGCGGGCCCAGCGGCGCCAGGAUGCCAUCGUCUCCCUGAACGAUCAGAACAAGCAGGCCGUAGAGGAGAUCCGCAGGGAGCAACAGGAACUGCUCACCCUCUACCAGAGGAAGGAGGCAGCUCUGCGGGAACAACUGUUGCACAAAGAGGGUGAACUUCUCUGCCUUCGCAAGGAGGUUGAAGGCCUGUGGGAGAUCCAGGCACUGCAGCAGGAGCAGGCUGCCCACAUCAGGGAGCUGCAGGGAGAGCUGGUGACCACCAGGCAGCAGCACACUCAGCACCUGCAGGAGACCAAAAGCCAUUUCCUGCAGGAGAAGGCUGCCUUUGAGCAGAAGUCCCAGCAGCAGGUGCUCUGCCUGCUGCAGCAGGCACAGGAAGUGGUUGCACGAUGCAUGCAGGAGCAUAGUGACCAGGUGAAAUGUGAGAACCAGGAGCUGCGGCAGGAGCUGCACCAGCUCAUCCAGCGAUCACGCACACUGCAUUUACACAAGCGUUGGUUAGAGAAUCAGGCCCAGCAGCUGCUGCGAGAGCGUUGCUACAUGCAAGACAUGGCUCGCCUGUACUACACCCACCAGGGCAAGAAGUAGGCCCUAGCUGUGACCCCAGGAAUGAGCUGACACAGAGGUGGACACUACUCACUGCCAUGACUUGCUUUUGGUAUUAGGUCAGGUCAGGGGUUCUUCAAACUGGGGGUCGGGACCCCUCAUGAGGUCAUAAGGAUAUUAC
This is a messenger RNA of Chelonoidis abingdonii (Abingdon island giant tortoise), 1095 nucleotides long. RefSeq names its product coiled-coil domain containing 121 (gene CCDC121). The record is from RefSeq and is a predicted model, not a curated record. NCBI's taxonomy places the organism in Eukaryota, Metazoa, Chordata, Testudines, Testudinidae.